This is a messenger RNA of Colletotrichum destructivum, 993 nucleotides long. Its product is annotated as Putative Fat storage-inducing transmembrane protein. Gene Ontology annotation, biological process: lipid droplet organization; phospholipid biosynthetic process; lipid storage. NCBI's taxonomy places the organism in Eukaryota, Fungi, Ascomycota, Sordariomycetes, Glomerellales, Glomerellaceae. The transcript is spliced from 2 exons. Gene Ontology annotation, cellular component: endoplasmic reticulum membrane. Bases 1 to 993 code for a protein of 330 amino acids. The record is from RefSeq and is a predicted model, not a curated record. Gene Ontology annotation, molecular function: coenzyme A diphosphatase activity.
AUGGACACACCACCGGCACCCAGCAUGCGGUCCAAGACUAGGCGCGCACUCGACGAACUCAACGGCGCCACGACUUCGCCCCCCUCGUCGUCCCCCAGGACGACGCGAAACAGCCCCUUUUUGCCUACGCCCACCGAGACGAUAGCGUUGGCCUCCUUCCCGGUCAUACUCUUCUUCGGUACCGUCUUCUCGCUGCUCUCUCCCGACGUCCGCGCCUCGCACUACGACGCCGCGGCGCAGGCGCACUCCCAGUCCACGGCGCCGUCGUACUUUGCGCGCAAGUCGAACCUGUUCAACAUCAUAUUUGUCAAGCGCGGCUGGUUCUGGGUCACGGCCGCCUUCUUCGCCUUCGUCCUCACCCACCCGGCGACCAAGAACAUUACGACGCGCGUACAGGCCACGCUCCGCUGGGCGCUCGUCACGACGUGGUGGUUCUUCGUCACGCAGUGGUUCUUCGGCCCGGCCAUAAUCGACCGCGGUUUCCGCUGGACCGGAGGAAAGUGCGAGCUCGUCGAGGAGAAGGUUGAGAUGGGCGAGGGAGACGCCAAGGAGGUAUUCACUGCGGUCGCGUGCAAAGCCUCCGGCGGGCGCUGGAGCGGCGGCCACGACAUCUCGGGGCAUGUGUUCCUCCUGGUCUUGGGCACCGGCUUCCUCUUAUCCGAGGUCGGAUGGGUGGUGAUGCGCUGGAAGGGGUCGAGCAGAGAAGAGCGCAGCGUCGUCAUGACGGACGGCGCCAUCAAGACGGCCACCGUCGAGUCGCAGGGUCUGCGAGGAGAGCCCGUCCCCGGCGACGCCCUGGGCUUGGGCGGAAAGUUCGCGGCUGCCAUCAUUGGCUUGAGCUCUUGGAUGCUGCUUAUGACGGCCAUCUACUUCCACACCUGGUUUGAAAAGGUCACCGGUCUUGUUACUGCCUUCGUCGCGCUGUACGGCGUAUAUAUCCUCCCUCGAUUCAUCCCGGCGAUACGACAGGCUGUUGGCCUGCCCGGAAUUUAG